Molecule: messenger RNA, 1320 nt
Organism: Aureobasidium uvarum
Lineage: Eukaryota; Fungi; Ascomycota; Dothideomycetes; Dothideales; Saccotheciaceae
Source: the annotation of a GenBank genome assembly
AUGUCGGCGACAAUGUCUUCAUACGUAUUGGAUUUGAUGUGGCAGCUCACCAACUGCUUCAACUGCUUUCCGAGCAAUCCCGCCCUCAAGAUCAAUGGCCGCUCAUACAAGAUCCUCCGACUUUUGGGAGAGGGCGGCUUCUCAUACGUCUACCUGGUCCAGUCACCGCCGUCGCCAAACCUAUACGCCUUGAAGAAGAUCCGAUGUCCGUUUGGAGCAGAGUCGGUGGCUCUGGCGCUCAAAGAGGUCGAAGCAUACAGCUUGUUCCAGCCGCAUCCCAACAUCAUCCACGCCCUCGACCAUGCCGUCAUCCCGGAUCGCAGCGACCCGUCCGCAAAGACGGUCUAUAUUCUUCUUCCCUACUACCGUCGCGGCAACCUGCAAGACGCUAUCAAUGCCAACCUCGUCAAUGGCGCAAAGUUUCCUGAGCGCAGGCUGAUGGUGCUGUUCCGCGGUGUCUGUGAGGCAUUACAGGCAAUGCACAACUACAAGGUUGGCCGUGCUCCGGGUGGUAAAGGUGCACAGGCAAGAGCCAAGCGGGUACGAGCCGAUGCUGCAAGAGCCGACAGAGGAGAAGACCAUGACCGAGACGACGACGACGAGCUAGGGGAUGCCGAGCCAUUGAUGGAAGGCGAGAUCACCAUGGCACAAGAAGGCAUGUCCGACGGCCAGACCAGAGCAUACGCACAUCGCGACAUCAAGCCCGGUAAGCAGCACAAUCUCCAACAUACCGCAAACACCCAAAAGACUAAUUACCUCCCACCACANGGCAACAUUAUGAUUUCCGACGACGGACAAUCACCCAUCCUCAUGGACCUUGGCUCACUAGCCCCUUCACCCACCCCCAUCACCUCACGCGCCCUCGCCCUCCAAGUCCAAGACACAGCCGCCGAACACAGCACAAUGCCCUACCGCGCCCCCGAACUCUUCGACGUCAAAACCGACUCGGUCAUCGACACAAAAGUAGACAUCUGGAGUCUGGGCUGCACACUAUACGCCUGUCUGGUCGGCAAAUCGCCCUUUGAAGCCCGCAGCGAAGAAACAGGAGGAAGUUUGAGUCUGUGUGUUUUGGGCGGCGACUGGAGGUUUCCGGACGAGCACAAUGCGCAAGCGAACAAGAGUAGGGGAAAGCAAAAGAUGCCGACGAAUGCCGAUGCUGCGGCUGUCAAGGACGCGCCCAUUACCGAGAUGAUCAAGGAUGUGGUUAGGAGGUGUUUGAGGGUUGAGCCGGCCGAGAGACCGGAUGUUGAUGAGUUGCUCUCCAUGGUUGACGAUGUCAUUGCGGCUUUGCCUGAAGAUGGCGAUCCGUUGGAAGAUUAG